Molecule: messenger RNA, 1518 nt
Organism: Salpingoeca rosetta
Lineage: Eukaryota; Choanoflagellata; Craspedida; Salpingoecidae
Exons: 12
Coding region: 76-1176 (366 amino acids)
Biological process (GO): cytoplasmic translation
Cellular component (GO): cytoplasm
Molecular function (GO): GTPase activity; GTP binding
Source: RefSeq, a predicted model, not a curated record
ACACCAUCCACGCUGCACACCACACCAUCCAACCAACCACACCAACCAACACACCGUCCACGACAAACCGGCACCAUGGGCAUCCUCGAUAGGAUCGCGGAGAUUGAGGCGGAGAUGAAGCGCACUCAAAAGAACAAAGCCACGGAGUACCAUUUGGGUGUGUUGAAGGCCAAGCUGGCAAAGCUUCGCUCGCAGCUCAUUGAGGCAGCCAACGAGUCGAGUGGAGGGAAAGGAGAAGGCUUUGAAGUACAAAAAUCGGGCUGCAGCCGCGUGGUCAUGAUCGGUUUCCCUUCCGUCGGCAAGUCCACGUUGCUGAGUAAAGUGACGACAACAGAGAGCGUGUCUGCAGCCUACGCCUUCACCACCCUCACAUGCGUUCCUGGCAAGCUCAACUAUCGUGGCGCCACGAUUCAGCUGCUUGAUCUCCCCGGAAUUAUUGAGGGCGCUUCACAGGGCAAAGGACGCGGAAAACAGGUGAUUGCCGUUGCGCGGACAGCCGACGUUGUGCUCAUGAUGCUCGAUGCAACAAAGGGCGAGAAGCAAAAAGAACUGCUGACGAAGGAGCUUGAGACGUGCGGCAUUCGACUCAACACGAGGAAACCAAACAUCACGCUCAAGGUGAAGAAGGGUGGCGGCAUUUCGUUCAACUCGACGUGCAAGCUGACAAAAGUGGACGAGCGGAUGGUGAAGCUGAUCAUGCACGAGUACAAGAUCCACAACGCCGAGAUCCUCUUCAGAGAAGACUGCACCCAAGAGGAGCUGAUUGACGUGAUUGAGGGCAACCGCAUCUACAUGCCGUGUCUCUACUGCUACAACAAGGCGGAUCUUGUCUCCAUUGAAGAGUGCGAUCGCCUUGCUCGCCUCCCGCACUCUGUCGUCAUCAGCUCUGGGCUUGACCUGGGAUUUGAUUACCUGUUUGAGAAGUUGUGGGAAUACUUGGAUCUCAUUCGCGUGUACACGAAGCGCAAGGGCGCCAUGCCUGAUUUCACAGAACCGAUGGUGAUGCGAAAGGACAGCUCCGUCAAGGACGCGUGCCAUGCAAUCCAUAGGACCCUCGUGCAAACCUUCAAGGCAGCGCUUGUUUGGGGCACGAGCACGAAGCACAACCCACAGCGCGUGGGUAUCAACCACGUGUUGGAGGACGAAGACGUCUUGCAGAUUAUCAAGAAGAACUGACAAGCAAGAUCUCUCACACCUAAACACAUGCACAUACGAACUCCGACAGCACAACACACACAACACACAUGCACACACACACACACACAUACAAUACACGCAACACACAACGCCCUCUCCUCGUUGGCUACUUGAGCACUUUGGUACUUGCGUCUUCUUUGGGUGUUUCUGUGAUCAUCUCCUCUGUGUUGCAUAAGGUACAAGCAAAUGCAAUUCGCACGAACAAGGCCUACAGAUGGUUUACAGUGCUCGUCGUGUGCACAUGCGCGUCAAGUAAGAACAAGAGGAACAGUCGAAAGGGGAGUCCCGGAUGCAAGGCAGGGUUGUCCUUCACAUAUGAAC